AGCAAAGCUUCUCUGUUAAAAGUAACGUUCAGUAUCUUGGAAAUAUCAAUUCUUGUUUGCUUGACGUCCUGUCAUAAUUUUCUUUUUCAGUUUCUGCUAUAAUUGGAAAUAAAAUUGCUAUAAACUUGGAAGCUUUCCAGUUUCACAAAGGGACUGUUUACUCUCUCCGCGUCCCACUCAGCCAUUUGUCGUUAUGUUAAGAGUCCUUUGUUCCAGCGUCUUGGUGAUUCAGUGAGCACCAGUGACCAGUGUUUUUUUAUUUUGUGCUCGUUAUGGGAUCGGUGAACAUGGAUUGUGACAUGAAAAGGGAGCUCGACGACAGCGGCUGCGUACAAGACGAUGCUGUGUCGAACGGCCAGGCGGGUCUGUUGGACCUGUCUGAUGAUGUGCUGCUGUACAUCCUGCGCCACUGCUCCCCGAGGGACCUCAAGGCUUUGGGAUACUCGUGUGCCCGCCUGGGUGUGCUGGUUCAGGAGCGAGCUCUGUGGCGGAGGGUGGACGCCCGGGACGAGCCCUGCUCCAGCAUGAGGCUGUCCUGGUACAUAGACAACACGCUCCACGAGGACACACACACGCUCAUGAUCAGCGGCUACGCGCGCGCUGCUGACGGUUGCCUGGGUCUCAUCAACGUGUCCCGCGAGGAGUCGGAGGUGGAGCGCGAGCUGGCCGACAAGGGCGGAGCACCCUCUCACGUCACAGUUCCAGGUGUGUCGGAGGAGCUGCAUCAGAUCCCGGUGCCGCUCCAGCCGGACAGACACCACACCAGGUUCUUCGUCACGGCGCAAGGGACGCCACACCUGCCGCGUUUCCGCGGCGUGCCGUCGUGGCCGGACCGAAUGGCCCGCUGCGGGCCCCAGGCCUGCCGCGGACCGCAGUUCACGCUGGACGCUCCGCUGAUGACCCGCCUCACGGACACCUGCCCGCGCCUCGCCUCGCUCGCGCUGGAAUACUGUUGCAUCGACUGUAACACGACGUCUCUGGGCAGCUUCCCCCGCACCCUCAAGAAGCUCUCCCUCCGCGGCUCCAAGUGCUUCAACAUGACCAUCGACAAGUCCUUCCUCUUCAAGAUACAGGACUACCUGCCGGCGCUCGAGAGCCUGGACGUGUCGGAGUGCGAGUGGAUGGACCCGGCGACGCUCCUGCCGCUCAGCAAGCUGCCGGCCCUCCAGGAGCUGUUCCUCAGGGACUGCCACAAGCUGGCGGAGUUCGUGGCGUACGCCUCCCUCACCGCCAGAUACGGGUUCAGGACACUGAAGGUGUUGGACCUGCGAGGGUCUCCGGUCGGGGACUCGGAGGUGUCGGCGCUGGGCUGGCUGCCGCAGCUGGAGCGUCUGUGGCUGGCCGCGGCGCGCGUCGAGAACAGGAGCCCGCACGCUCACUACGCGGACGACGCAGAGACCUGGCACACGGAGCUGGAGCACUGGGAGACGGCGGAGCGGGAGUACUUCAAGUCUAGACCAAGCAACGGAACACUCGAAGAAACGACGCCAGGCUGUAAGUAUGACGGCGAGAAGGAGGCAGCGCGCCAGGAACAGAGAACAGACAGAGCCACAUGUGACGACAGAGGGGAGAAGAAAGAGAACAAGAAGAGAAAAACGAGCGACGAGAUGAACGGCGGGGAGGGAGGAAAGAGGGCGAGGGUGGGGGGAGGGGCGGAGGCGAACGGAGAGAGGGCGGGCAGAGACGGCAGAGACCGGGAGAACAACAGACACAGGAACAGCCCGGACUGUAUCGUGGACUGUAUUAAGAUAGACCAGUUGAUAGACGUGGGCGAGCUGAGGAGGGGCCGGCAGAACGAGGUCAUCGUCAUAGCCAACUCCGCCAAGGUCAGGAGUCCCACCAGGCCUGCGCCCCACGACCGGUACGUGUGCCUCAGGAGGAGCCGGGACCGGGAUGGAGGGCAGGGGGAGGGAGGGGAGGGGAGCGGCAGCGUCAACCAGGGGGCGAGCACCUCCAGGGAUCACAAGGAUGGAGACGACACGGACAACGAGGACGACGCCAGCGACAACGGCAACGAGAAGUACGUGCACUUCAGGCAGAACCGCGAGCCGGUGUUCGUGGACUGCGCGCCGCCCGAGCCGCCGCCGCCCGUGCAGUACCAGAUCGAGCCGCGGCACCACGUGCUGUACGUGAGCGUGGGCCCGCAGGUCAACACGUACCGCUUCCCGCGCGACUCGGCGGACCUGGAGCGCCAGGUGUGCCUCAGCCUGGCGCCCGCGCACGUGGACUCCAGCUCGCUGGUCACGGACUUCGCGAUCCGGCGCUUCGGGCGCGCGGACGGCGAGGACGUCAACAUCAUCCACAUAGGACCCAACGGGCCCAUGCUGGUGGGGCAGAGCGCCGGCUCGCGGCCCGACCGCUCCAACCUGCGCCUGCUGUCCGUCACGGGCUACCGGAACAUCACGGACCGCAGCCUCUCGCACCUGGCCUCCGCCGCGCCGCGCCUCGCGUCGCUGGACUUCCGCGAGACCAACGUCAGCGAGGCCGGCGCCAGGAGCUUCCUCGCCCUGCGCCCCGACUGCGAGCUGGUCUAUAGCGCCUUCGUCGACGACAAGGACAACUAGCCUCCGCCGCCGACCGGACCGCUCGCGGAUCUCAUUUCGGUUUAGCGCGUCGAGUCUCGACGUCAUUUAGCCAGACUCCGACUCAGACUCAGACUGUGAGACUGGCGGGACUCGGCGUUUAUUUAUUACAAAUGUUCAUCUUCCAAAGAAGAAACGUGUUCUAGUGAAUAGUCACAGCGUUGCAUUUACUUCUCCGUCGCGUUAGUUCGUGUCGUCACCUUCCAUUCUCCAGCCGCGCCUUCUCCGUCCCGCGACUGAUUCAGAUCUGUCGCUUCAUCGGAAACAGUUUAGCAUUUUACCGAAAACCGAUGAUAUUAAUUCGUGUGAGACCGAGAGAGAGCCGCCAUUGUGAUCUCUAUGCAUGUGUCGUGAUUCCUGAAGAAAAUGUUUAUUGAAAUUAAUUAAUUUAUAUAUAUAUAUAUAUGUAUGUGUGUGUGUGUGUGUGAGUGUGUGUGAGUGUGUCUGUGUGUAUGUGUGCGUGUUUAUUUGUGAGAGAUGAAUGUUAAUGUUCCGUCUCAGGACCGUCAGUAUUGUUAUAUAUUUGUAUAUCGAGUGGCCGCAGCGAGUCGUCUGAGCGGAGCUAGUACAAUUUACGACGAACGAUUUUCCUAGAAAUAAAUAUUUAAAUAAGCAAUAUGGCCGUGUGUUUGUAAAUACAGUGAGGGUCGUUCGGGUAGGUUUCAUUCUCACAACUCCAGCCACCGUAUAUCCGCCGCGGCGGGCGAGCCCCGCGCUCUCUCGGUCUUCGGUCUCUUCUUCUGUUAGCUUUAAUAUAAACCCUAUGAAUAAAUGGAUCACCCUGA
Molecule: messenger RNA, 3367 nt
Organism: Danaus plexippus (monarch butterfly)
Lineage: Eukaryota; Metazoa; Arthropoda; Insecta; Lepidoptera; Nymphalidae
Exons: 11
Coding region: 273-2564 (763 amino acids)
Molecular function (GO): protein binding
Source: RefSeq, a predicted model, not a curated record